GGAGGAGAGAGACAAGCUCUCGCAGUCUCUCUUCAGCCAAAAAGAUGAGAGAGACCAGUUGAUGCAGUCAAUGUGUGGUUUAAAGGGACAGAGAGACCGGCUAACACAGACACUCAGCCGUCUAGAGCAGGAAAGAGACAAGCUGUCAUCUCUCAGCCUUCAAACACGAGAGAGGUACCAGGUGGACCAGUUUGUCUCUGAUCUAAAAGAAGAGAAAGAGCAGCUAGUUCAGUCAAUGGAUGUUCUGAGAGAACAGAGAGAACAGCUCACAGAGGAGAGAGACCAGUUGCAGAUGGACGUCGCUACUCUACGGAAUCAGCUGCUGUUACAGGGGCGGAGCCACAACCAGCAGCCCUCAGAGAACCACGUUGGCAAGGCAACACGCACAGAGGUUGUGGCUACAGAGAGAGGGGGUCAGAUGCCAAAAACGCAUGAUGAUGGUGAUGUCACUCAUAGAUGUCUGGCCACGGUCUACUCCUACAAGACCAUCCGUCUGGAGCAGUCUGCWCAGAACCACUUGGGAGAGAAAGAGGGAACAGAUGUGGAGCAGAGUGAACUGAUGAGGGAGAUCGAGUCGCUGGGGUUAGAACUCAGAAGCUCACGAGAGGUACUGAAGAAGACCCAAUCAGAGGCUCAAAGGUGGUACCGUGAGCUGGGUGUGUCUGAGGUCAGACGAGAGGAGGCUGAAAAGAGGGCGGGAAAGGCAGCCAAUGAGGUGAAGAGGGCGGUACACGCAGCCAAUGAGGUGAAGGGGAUGAGAGAGGAAACCAAGGAGGUGGAGGAGACGAAGAGGGAAAACCACACACUGAGAGCAGAGUUGGGAGAGGUGAAGAGCAGUCUAGUGGGUCUGGAGAGAGAGAAGACCGAUGCUCACUCACUAAGGAUCAAGGUUGAAGAGAAGUUCAGCUUGCUUCAGGCUGAACUCAAAGCCAAGAGUGUUGCUCUGAAGGAGCUGAGUUAAGAGUACAAUCCUCUG
Messenger RNA from Salvelinus sp. IW2-2015, 976 nucleotides. The record is from RefSeq and is a predicted model, not a curated record. Lineage: Eukaryota; Metazoa; Chordata; Actinopteri; Salmoniformes; Salmonidae.